GGGAGUGUGUAAUCUUUUCGACACUCCUGUGCCUGAAGGCAAAGCUCCAGGGAGCAAAGCCUGGUGGGUGGCUGCCUGUGGUUCAGUGUACGGGUGGAGGUGAGCACCUCCUGUGGGAACAAAGCCGUGUGGUAGCAGGACAGAAUGAGACUUGGGUUGUUUUCAGGAUAUGAACAUUUUCCAACUUAGGUUUUGAUUGAUUUUAAGGAGGCUGUGAGGGCUGCUGAAGAUGUCCGAUAGUCUGGAUAUUGAAGAGAAACCUCCAGCCCCACCGUUGAGAAUGAACAGCAACAACCGCGACUCUUCAGCACUGAACCACAGCUCCAAACCGCUUCCCAUGGCCCCUGAGGAGAAGAACAAGAAAGCCAGGCUGCGCUCCAUCUUCCCAGGAGGAGGGGAUAAAACCAACAAGAAGAAAGAGAAAGAACGUCCUGAGAUCUCUCUUCCUUCAGACUUUGAACAUACCAUUCAUGUGGGAUUUGAUGCCGUCACUGGAGAAUUCACAGGCAUUCCAGAGCAGUGGGCCAGGCUACUACAGACCUCCAACAUAACAAAACUGGAGCAGAAGAAGAACCCACAGGCUGUUCUAGAUGUUCUCAAAUUUUAUGAUUCCAAAGAAACAGUUAACAACCAGAAAUACAUGAGCUUUACGUCAGGAGAUAAAAGCGCCCAUGGAUACAUAGAAGCCCAUCCUUCGAGCACAAAAACAGCAUCAGAACCUCCUCUGGCUCCCUCCGUGUCUGAAGAAGAGGAUGAAGAUGAAGAAGAGGAAGAAGAUGACAACGAGCCUCCACCUGUUAUCGCACCACGGCCUGAACAUACAAAAUCAAUCUACACACGCUCUGUAAUUGAACCUGCCGCUGCACCAGCACCAGCUAAAGAAGCCACCACUCCCCAACCUGAAAACUCAAACACAAACACUCUGUACAGAAACACAGACCGGCAGCGAAAAAAAUCCAAGAUGACAGAUGAGGAGAUCCUAGAGAAACUGAGGAGCAUUGUGAGCGUGGGAGAUCCGAAGAAGAAAUACACUCGAUUUGAAAAAAUUGGCCAAGGGGCUUCAGGAACUGUUUAUACGGCCAUUGACAUCGCCACAGGGCAAGAGGUGGCCAUAAAGCAAAUGAAUCUCCAACAGCAGCCCAAAAAGGAACUAAUUAUCAAUGAAAUCCUGGUCAUGAGGGAAAAUAAGAAUCCCAAUAUUGUUAACUACUUAGACAGCUACCUUGUGGGUGACGAGCUGUGGGUGGUGAUGGAGUACUUGGCUGGAGGCUCUUUGACCGACGUUGUCACCGAGACGUGUAUGGAUGAAGGACAGAUAGCUGCUGUCUGUCGGGAGUGCCUGCAAGCCCUGGAUUUCCUUCAUUCCAACCAAGUGAUUCACAGAGACAUCAAAAGUGACAAUAUUCUUCUUGGGAUGGACGGAUCUGUCAAAUUGACUGAUUUUGGCUUCUGUGCUCAGAUCACUCCAGAGCAGAGUAAACGGAGCACAAUGGUGGGGACUCCUUACUGGAUGGCACCAGAAGUCGUAACAAGAAAAGCAUACGGCCCCAAGGUGGACAUCUGGUCACUUGGGAUCAUGGCAAUAGAAAUGGUGGAAGGAGAACCUCCCUACCUUAAUGAAAAUCCUCUCAGGGCACUGUAUCUGAUAGCCACAAACGGGACCCCGGAGCUGCAGAACCCUGAGCGACUGUCGGCUGUGUUUCGAGACUUCCUCAACUGCUGCCUGGAGAUGGACGUGGACAGGCGAGGGUCUGCCAAGGAGCUUCUGCAGCAUCCAUUUUUAAAAUUAGCCAAGCCCCUCUCCAGCCUCACCCCUCUGAUCAUUGCAGCGAAGGAAGCGAUUAAGAACAGCAGCCGCUAGCACUUCAGGUCGGCUUUCUACCCUGCCAGCUCGGAGCAGGACUGAGAACACAGACUCUGUAAAACCUCAACUCUCGUGCUGCGGGACAGAUGGAUGGAUGAACAAACCAACGGUCACAGUCAUGGUGGUAGGACCACCCCAGUUCCUCAAGGAGUAAAAAAAAUUAUCAUUUGUCUUC
Empidonax traillii (willow flycatcher) is the source of this 2039-nucleotide messenger RNA. RefSeq names its product p21 (RAC1) activated kinase 3 (gene PAK3). The record is from RefSeq and is a predicted model, not a curated record. Gene Ontology annotation, molecular function: protein serine/threonine kinase activity; ATP binding. Bases 230 to 1861 code for a protein of 543 amino acids. The transcript has 15 exons. Gene Ontology annotation, cellular component: cytoplasm. Gene Ontology annotation, biological process: regulation of axonogenesis; regulation of MAPK cascade; protein phosphorylation. NCBI's taxonomy places the organism in Eukaryota, Metazoa, Chordata, Aves, Passeriformes, Tyrannidae.